AUGAACAUUUUCACGGAUACCGGGGGACAUGAUCGUCUCUUACUUAUUUACCGCCCUUUCACUAUCGAAGAAGAAGAAGAAGUAGUGACCUUCUCUGAGGAGGAAGAUGUCAGCUCUGAAAAAGACCAGAAGUUUCCACAUUGGUCCCCGUCUCGAAACUUCAAUGAAGGCAGACGCGUCCCUCCAGCCAGGAACAUGAAGGGCUUAUCGGGCAGCCGCUCCCAGCACCAGAUCCCUUUACCCUAUGGCUUGGACUAUGACCCUCACGUCCAUGACCUCCAUGCUCACCAUGGCUCUGAGUCCCGCCACCCGUCCUACCUGCUCAGCCCGACAGAGAGCUGCCCCACGGACUUCCACCACCGCUACUCCCCCCGUAGCUCCAUCCACUCUGACUGCAUGAUGAUGUCCCCUGUCAUGAUGCCCCCAAAUGCUGCAUCGGACCACAUCUCCAGCAGCACCUUUCCAAGAAUGCACUACAGCUCUCAGUAUUAUGACUCAGCCACAAGGGAUGACUGUGCUGCCAUUACAGCCUCUGCCACCUCCCCAGCUGUUGCUGCUGCUGCAGCUGCUGCCGCUGCCUCCUCCCAUCUCUCUGGCACCAAAAGCAACCGCCUUCCCGCUAACCUACUAGACCAGUUUGAGAAACAACUGCCACUUCACCGCGAUGGCUUCCACACAUUACAGUACCAGCGCACCUCCACCACCACUGAGCAACGCAGCGAGAGUCCUGGCCGCAUCAGACACCUUGUUCAUUCUGUCCAGAAGCUCUUCACAAAAUCCCACUCCCUGGAGGGAUCGUCCAAGAUGAAUGGCACAAAAAGUGAUAUUGUAGGAGGUGGAGGAGGAAUGGGGGGUUAUCACCAUCAUGGCCACCACUCUGUUAAACAUGGUAGCAAGAGGAGCAAAAGCAAAGAACGAAAGCAUCGCUCAGGUGGCUGGUGGAGCUCUGACGACAACCUGGAUAGUGACAGCACCUACCGCACACCCAGUGUCAUGUCCCGACAUCACGGGGAACAUGUCGGCCACUGCUACCCUGAUUCCAUACACAGUCACCACUUUGGAGAUCUGUCACUCAAGACCUCCAAGAGCAACAAUGAUGUCAAGUGCUCGGCCUGCGAGAGCAUGGCCAUGGCGCCGGAGGGCAAAUUCAUGAAGAGGAGCUCCUGGUCGACACUUACUGUCAGCCAGGCAAAGGAGGCCUACAGGAAGUCAUCACUAAAUCUAGAGAAACCCAUGAUGCAUACAGACCUCAAGCCUUCAUCACGAACAUGUCACUACCUGCAGGUGCCCCAGGAUGAGUGGAGUGGAUACCCCGGUGAAAAGGAUGAUGAGAUACCAUGUCGGCGAAUGCGCAGCAGUAGCUAUGUCAAAGCUAUGGGAGAAGUGGAUGAUGACAGUGGUGACUCUGAGACCAGCCCUAAGACCUCCCCACAAAAGUCCAUACGGCCUGAUGCUCUCGUCCUCAAAUCAGCCAUGCAGAGACCCCAUUUAGACCCCCAAAGCCACGGCUACCACUUGCAAACCAGGGAUAUGAGGCCCCACCCAAGUGUCACGCUGGACCCUGCCACCUUUCAUCCCCCACCCUUUCGGUCUCGCAACCAGAGCUACAUGCGUGCCGUCAGCACCCUCAGUCAGGCUAGCUGCGUCAGCCAGGUGAGUGAGACUGAGAUCAAUGGCCAGUUUGAGUCAGUUUGCGAGUCCGUUUUUAGUGAAGUAGAAUCCCAGGCCAUGGAGGCUUUGGACCUGCCUGGUUCGUUCCGCACUCGAAGCCACAGUUACCUCCGUGCUAUUCAGGCUGGUUAUUCCCAAGAUGACGACUGCUUGCCUUCAAUGACAUCCUCCACUGUCACUUCAACUCUCAGAUCCACAACAGGCAUCCGUAGCUUAGCUGGGGGGCGUAGAGAGUACGGUAGGUCUGGGAUUCAGUUUCGUCUCCCUACUUCGUGCAGUGUGGACCGCGCUCAGCCACCUCCAGCGGUAUCAUUUCCUACCAGUUACAAGAAGACUCCACCUCCUGUGCCCCCGCGCACCACCACCAAGCCUCUUAUCUCUGUGACAGCCCAGAGCAGCACAGAGUCCACACAAGAUGCCUACCACGAGGGCAGGCAUCCACGGGGCGGUCUGUGGACCACGGAUAGCCUUGGCCGUCCUCUCUACAGCUCCAUGGACAGCCUGGACAGCACCAAGGCGGUCACCAUGGCCAUGGAGUCAGCAGCAGGCAAGAGGCACGCAUCUUUGGGCAGCCACACAUCUGUCCAGACGUGCGACAAAGCAGUGCUGGUGUCCAAAGCCGAGGAGUACCUCAAAACCCCAAGAUCCUCUAUUGGCAUACAGGUGGAAACUGUGACGGACUCUGAGACUGAAAGUAAAGGCCUUCCUCAGUUCCAUUCUAUAGGGAUCCAGGUGGAGGAUCAUAAAAGGCAUGGGAGAUUUAAGCGCUCUAACAGUGUAACGACAGCAGUACAAGCAGACAUGGAGCUGGAGGGUUUCCCCUCCAUGGAAGACAAGGGCUUGCAGUUUGGGGGCGGCUUCGGUCGCCACUCCGAGCCCAGCACACCUACGCAGUACGGUGCCAUCCGCACGGUGCGGACGCAAGGACUGUUCAGUUAUAGGGAGGACUACCGGGCUCCCAGCGGGCCUUCCAGCCCUCAGCGUGAACCCUGGCUGGUCGAACCCAGUCUGGAGAGCACCGACACAGGAAGAGUGUCUCCCAUCCGCAGAGACGGCAGCUGGUUCAUGCAACUCCUUCACAAUGAAACCAAACGUCUGGAAGGGUGGUGCAAAGAGUAUGAGAGAGAGGCGGAGGAGCAUGACCUGUCAGAGGAGAGUGAGUGUCCUGAGGGAAACUACAUUCAUGUCAAAGCAGUCCUAGGAAAAAUCCGGAGCGCAGUUGGAAGUGCUCAGCUACUUAUGUCUCAAAAGUUUCAGCAGUUUUACUGGCUGUGUCAGCAGAAUCUGGACCCCAGUGCCAUGCCCAGACCCACAUCUCAGGACCUGGCUGGAUUCUGGGACCUCUUGCAGCUUUCCAUCGAUGACGUCACUGCCAAGUUUGAUGAGCUGCUGCAGAUCAAGAAUAACCAGUGGCAGCUGGUGGAGAGCCCAGAGAAGAAGGAGCGGAAGUGGCCCCCACCAUUGCCAAAGCGGCCGGCCAAGGGACGUGGCGGCGUGAUGCGAGAGCGCUCUCUGGACCUUCAGGACCGCCAGCGACAGGAAGCCCGCAGACGCCUCAUGGCUGCCAAACGAGCAGCUUCUUUCAGACAGAACUCAGCCACAGAGAGGGCAGACAGCAUUGAGAUCUACAUCCCUGAAGCCCAGACGCGACUUUGA
Cheilinus undulatus (humphead wrasse) is the source of this 3327-nucleotide messenger RNA. Its product is annotated as disks large-associated protein 2-like. The coding region runs from base 1 to 3327 and encodes 1108 amino acids. Gene Ontology annotation, biological process: signaling. Gene Ontology annotation, molecular function: molecular adaptor activity. The record is from RefSeq and is a predicted model, not a curated record. The transcript has 13 exons. Lineage: Eukaryota; Metazoa; Chordata; Actinopteri; Labriformes; Labridae. Gene Ontology annotation, cellular component: postsynaptic specialization; glutamatergic synapse.